GGGAGAAGGGGAAAAGUAGUCGGGGGCGGGUGUGACCUCGCAAACGGCCAUGGAGGACGCUGGAGAUGGGGCAGAUGAAGAUGGCGACGGUGGAGACGACGACGACGACGACAAUGCCCAAGGUUCAGGUAGAACAGGUGUACGAGAAACAGAUUGUGGUGGGUGGAAACGAAAGGUGUGGGACAAAUGGUGGGAUAGACGUCGGAGGAGGCGGACAUUGCCGAGACAUGUUGAGGGCAUUGUAGGAGCAGGUUGGGGACAAGAGGGUUUCAGGGUGAAGGCAUGUGGGAGGAAGAUUUCAAGGUGCGGAUAUUAUGAGAAAACGGAGGUUUUACGGUGGUUUUACGAGGACAAUAUGAGGCACAGAGUGGGUACCGAAAAUAAAACACAGCUAAGUGCAAAGAAGCUGUUUUCAUCUCUACCUACCACACGCCAUACCCGCCCUACGAUACCACAUAUGGGCACAGAGUGGGUAACGAAAAUAAAAUACAGCGAAGUGAAAAGAAGCUUUAUCUACCACACACAAAACCCGCACUACGAUACCACAUCCUCCAGCUACAUUCGCAGCUACAUCUCCCUCACAAGUCAGGUAGACCAGGUGCGCGAAAGUGCAAAGAAGCGGCGACGAUCGGGUGCCAGCGGGGGGGCGUGGCCACCCGAAGCGAGAGACGCGGAGCGCGACCCGCGCAGGGCUGCCGGCUCGUCAUUCGAUGCUGCGGACGCGCGGCGGACAAGCGCGAGUUUGCGGAGCCGCAGACGGGCGGGCGCGCGCGGGCGGGGACGGGACUUGAACCCACACCCGCCCGACCGGAAUCAGACCGCCCCGCGCGCGGCCGGCCGAGGACGGCGAGGGGACGGACGAGGACGACGAGGACGAGGUCUGGCGCGGCCCCAGCGCCCUGUUACGUGUCCCACCUGCCCGCGCCGCCCCCAAAUGGACGGCACUUGGCUGCUACUCGGGGCUCGGACUGGGUUUCACGUGGGGAGAUGUGGGGCUGCUAAUACAAUAUGCUCGCAAUAG
Messenger RNA from Gryllus bimaculatus (two-spotted cricket), 1021 nucleotides. Lineage: Eukaryota; Metazoa; Arthropoda; Insecta; Orthoptera; Gryllidae. The record is from the annotation of a GenBank genome assembly.